Messenger RNA from Pisolithus orientalis, 567 nucleotides. Its product is annotated as acyl-CoA N-acyltransferase. Gene Ontology annotation, cellular component: NatC complex. Lineage: Eukaryota; Fungi; Basidiomycota; Agaricomycetes; Boletales; Pisolithaceae. Gene Ontology annotation, biological process: N-terminal peptidyl-methionine acetylation. The record is from RefSeq and is a predicted model, not a curated record. The coding region runs from base 1 to 567 and encodes 188 amino acids. The transcript is spliced from 5 exons. Gene Ontology annotation, molecular function: protein-N-terminal amino-acid acetyltransferase activity.
AUGGCUGAAAUUGUAUACAGACAGUAUAUAGGCGAAUCAGAUUUACCCCACAUUAUGUCGUUGGUUCAGAGUGAGCUCAGUGAACCCUACGUCAUCUACACCUACCGUUACUUUCUCCAUCAAUGGCCGCAACUUGCAUUCCUGGCGAUACCAGCAGGCUCUUCGGUUCCGAUAGGCGUCAUCGUGUGCAAGCAGAGUAUGCACAAGCAUGUCGCUAACAGAGGCUAUAUAGCCAUGCUCAGCGUGAACAAGAACUGGCGUAAGCGUGGCGUAGCCAGUACGCUCGUACGACGCUCUAUCGAAGUUAUGAAACAGCACGGCGUAGACGAGGUAGUGCUCGAGACCGAGUAUGACAACGUAGCCGCGCUUGCUCUUUAUGAAUCUCUUGGGUUUAUCCGAGAGAAGCGCUUGUAUCGUUUCUAUCUCAACGGAAAGGACGCUUUCCGUCUUCUCCUCCCGAUCCCUCCCGAUGAAGACCAGGACAGUUCCCCAUUCCAUAGCCCCCGCCAGCCCAUCAGGACAUCCCCUUUCGCUUAUGUCAUUGACGACGAUGACGACGACGAUUAA